AUGCCUGCAACCAAGAGGCCCGCUGACGACGCUAUUCUCCCGCUGCGCGUUCCAAAACAACCUAAAAGGACAACGACUCACCCUUUAGGCGGUAAUAGUUCUCCUUCCCAGCACGAAGCCUUGCUCGCGCGUUGGUCCAAGGUCGGCAUGGAGUUCGUGGCUCUAAUGAAAGACACGGUUCUGAGUGUCAUUGGUAGUGGUCGAGACGCGCCCGAGAGCUUGUCCGUCCCCCCACCGACAAAUAAUCUCCCCGCCGCAAACGGACACGCGUCGGGUCCUAUACCCUCUCCGUCGCCCUCCCCACCUCCAGCACCUCCACCUCGCGCCUCAACGUCAGCACAUCGACUUCCUACCCGCCCACGCAUUCCUCCCUUCCCGACGGAGCCAGGUACAUCAAGCCAUACCGCCAUCCAACUCUCGACAUCUGCCCCGGCCGCUACCGAGACGCACCGACGAAUACAGUCAAGUCAGUCACAUGUCGAUGUUAGCCAACCGCCCAUUCGCCCGAAGUACGUGCCGCCCCGUCCGAACGCUGUGGCGUCAACGUCAAAGACCACAUUACCGGCUCUCGAGGAUCCAAAGGUGUCUGGGUUCCCUGGCGGCGCGCAGUCGACUGGACUCAUGUCCCCGCCAUCUACACAGGCGUCAGAAUCUUCAAUACGCUCUGUCGUGACUCAGAAGUAUCCGGAGGUGGGCGCUGCUCUCCAGCAGGAACGGCGAAGGCGGAAGAGAUCUGCGAAGUAUAUCGAGCGACCGCACAUACACGCCAAAGAGCACAAAGCCCGGGUGGAGGCUGAGAAUAGGAGGAUGAGGGAGGAGAUGGAGAGGGAGCUUUACAGUCUCAAGCGUUCUAGAGGCAAGUACAAACAUUACUAG
Molecule: messenger RNA, 876 nt
Organism: Dichomitus squalens LYAD-421 SS1
Lineage: Eukaryota; Fungi; Basidiomycota; Agaricomycetes; Polyporales; Polyporaceae
Exons: 3
Coding region: 1-876 (291 amino acids)
Source: RefSeq, a predicted model, not a curated record